Messenger RNA from Pocillopora meandrina, 13355 nucleotides. The record is from the annotation of a GenBank genome assembly. Lineage: Eukaryota; Metazoa; Cnidaria; Anthozoa; Scleractinia; Pocilloporidae.
AUGUCCUCGAUAAUAACAACCUUGUUCAAAGCCACUCUCGGUUUGCUAGUCAACAAAGGUAGAGAUAAGGCCGCGGAGAUUCUGAAAGAUGGCGAUGUAACAGAUCAAAGAUUCCACUCCUUGAUCGUCCGUGAAAUAGACGACAUCAAGUCGAAAUUGGACGCGUUAUCGAGGAAAGAUUUAGAAGCGAGCAUCAGUUUCUUUGAGGAAGGAAUCGCGUUGUUGUAUGAAGUGUUUGACAUAGUAAAGUCUAGAAACGAGCGCGGUGCGGCAGCAGCACAAGCAGCUUGCGAUGAAGCAUUUUCUCUUGUUGAAGGAAUCAGAAGGUUAGAGCUUACUGGCCUGGACGAGUCUGCCACAAGAAAGCUUUCCACUGCAAAGGAAAGAUUCAAAGAUGCUCGAAGGGAAGCAACGAGGGCCUAUAAAAACGAAGGCCUCAAAACAUCUGACCGCAUUCUGGCCAUGAAGUAUCGAGUAAUGGCAACGAUAUUGGAAACAGUAGACAAUCCCGCUGAUGCAGUGGCACCAUGUGGAGUGUGUGUAAAGGAACUUAACAGUCUGUCAGCAGUACAGAAUAGCCUUGACGUUCAGCUCAAGACAGGCAUUCAGAAAGUGAGGGGUUUAUUUGGUAAAGAGGAAAGAAGGGAAAUAAUUUACAAUGUUUGUCAUGUGAAUCGUGUGAUCUUUGAUAUCGCGCUCGCAUUGGGGAGAGUUGACUUCAGCCCGAGUGUUGAUAUUGGAGAAAAUAAAGUUAUUCCAUUGUGUGACGCGAGAGUAAAAGACGUGCUACUCAGCCAUGGUAAAGAGUAUUGUUGUGUUCCACCAAGGUCAUUUGGUCAGGAGGGUAAAGAGGAACACAAGCUGAAGAACCCAAACGGUAUCGCUACAAACUCCAGCGGAGAAUUCAUUGUAAUAGACUUGCAUCACGUGAAGGUGUUUGACAGCAGCGGCAAGUUUGUGAAACAGUCGAGUCUCUGUACCGUUAAAGAAAAUUUUGCAGUAGCCACAGACAUGAGCGACAAUAUCUUUGUGCUGGCCGAACCGUGGGUUUAUAAACUUACUAAAACCGCUGACCUACAUCACAGGUUUCGUUUAAGGGGAGGGGGCGAGUACGAUGGACUGUCAGUCAGUGGUAAAGGGACAGUGGUGACCUUGCUGGACCAGAUAGCAGUGGAGGAAUAUGACACUGAUGGAAAGUUUGUUCGCACUUUUGGACAAGAAAUAAUAAAUUCUGCGUUGGAUGUCACUGUUGCUAAUGAUGGCCUUGUUAUGGUAUUGGACCAAUCAAACCACUGUCAGUUUGUUGACGUAUUCAGUGAAUCCGGCGACUAUCUUCACAAGUUCAAAAUGCAAAGACGUGACUGUCUUUACACAAGCAUUGCAUUUCACCGAGCAAGUGAACAUGUCGUCGUCGCCGGUUUUCGAGUGGAAGAAGCCCUGCAGGUUGACAUGUACAGUAAAGAUGGUGAGUUUGUGUACCAUGCACAAAUCCCAAUUGAUGGUGGGAUCAAUAUACCGGUAGUGACAGGGAUUUCGGUGACAACCAAGGGACGCAUUGCUUGUGUUACAGAUGACAAGGUAUUAAUUUUUUGAAGAGGGGGGUGAAGGGGAGGUCUUGCUCACGUUUCACGCACAUCAAGAAGUAGAAUAACGCCUACGAAAAAUUGUUUAGACGACUUUAAGAUUCACGUUUCUCUAAAAGAAAAAAAUUUACCGUUCACAUGGUCUUAAUUUCAUAUUUAUUACAAGUCACAAAAAUUAAAAACACUUGUUUAAUCCUGCAUCACGCAAAACCCCCUCUUACCCCCUCUUUAAACUGCUGGUUUUGAUGGUUUCUUGUUUUCCAAAUUGUUCAAUUAUCUUUUUUGGCUGAAGUCAUUUUUAAGAAAUAGUUUCUUUCCAUAUUUCCUUUUUGACAUUAAAUUUCCAAAGUGUACCUAGCUUUUAUGUAGAUUUUUGAUGAUUGUAUCAAGUGUUAGUUUUGAUUGUGAUAACUUUAAUCACAGCAAUGCAUAAUAAGUUUCAUUCUUAGUAUGUAAAUGGACAGUCAUAUAUUUUAAAUAUUUUAAAAGGGUGUACAUGUCAAUAUUGCGUAUUAGGGUUUUUUUUUGGAAGGAGGGCUGAGGAGGAUUCACUGAACCUUGGGAUGACAUUGAUUUUAUUUCCUGAUUUAACCCUUGGCUAGGUUGGUUGGUUUUGACAUAGCCUCUUGUUGCAUUACAAGUUUGUUAUUGUUUCAUGUUUUAUUAUAGGCUCUUCAGCCUAUUUCUUUAUACAUUGAAACUAUUUUAUUUUCAAAUAGUGAAAGUUUUAGCCAAAAUUAAGGAAUUUUUUGCAAAUUUCAUUUACAACAUCCUAAUAAAAAUUCUUGUGUUGUGUUAAAAAACUUGUUUGAUUUGUAAAUCCCAAAACCUUGCUUGAGAGAGUUAUUGGUUGGGUAUCAAGUUGAAGAUAAGCAACUAGCCAAUACAAGUUUUUUUCACUUAAUUCAUAGGGAAACCUUUUAAUAGUUUCAUUUCAUGCAAUGGAUAUAUGGAGAGGAAUAAAAAGGAAAUUGAAAAACUAUGGUCAUAGGAGAAAGAAAUUUACAAAACCAGUAAAUGUGGCCUGUCAUUCCUGUCAUUCCUGUUUAUUCCUUUGGUAAUGUGUUGAAAAAAUUUUUACUCAAAACUCAAGAUUUUUUUCCUGCCAUUUUCAGGAUGUUAAUUGGUCAUUGCACAACGGAGAAUUUUUCUGAUUACUGUGCAUGUGCUGAAUUUUCCAGCCAAAUUUUUGCUUAUGAAGUUUAUUCUCCUGUUACUACCAGAACAUCUUUCAAGAAGACUCUUCACUUUGCCUUUAGCAGCACCUAUUUUGAGCUCUGUGUGAUACUAAACAACAGUGAUUAUCAUUCACUUACCAGGUGAUCAAUGUCACAAGUAAACAAGUUACUUUGUUAGUAUUGUUAGUAGUCUGAUUAGUAUACUUAUUUUAUGGAAAAUGCUGAACAACUUUUAAAAGAAAUUUUUUUGAGUCAGUGCGGCUUAAUAUGCCCACUUCAACUAUUGAACAGUUUCAUUCCUAAGCAAUAUCACUUUGAAUUGAUUAAUAGAGUUUAUUAAACCUACAUUGUAACAACUUAAUACCCACUGAGGUUAAGUGAAAUUGAAAUUCCUAAAGAUUGGAUUUGUUUAUCAUGAUGUCUUUAGUAUUCAUUACAAAGCAUCAUUUUUGUAUACAGUAUAGCAAUAGUAAUGUUGUGCAUUACAAUUUUCCGAAUGUGUUUUUUGUAUUUACAGCUCUAAGCUGAUUCAGUAGGUUUAAUUAGAAGAAUUAUUGACUGAGUCACUUUUUUACAAAGUGUAACAAUGCUUUAAAACUGUAAUUAAAAGUAAUUUAGAGGGGGUGAAUUGGCUUGCAGCUAUUUGGAUUUGGAUUUUAUAACUCACUCAUUGCCAAUUUUAUGCAAUAUUUUGUAGAUUUGAAACACUUGACAUGGAUUCUAUACUCAAUAUGUUUAAUGUUGUAUGGUGUAGACAGGAGAUAAGUCAGUAAGGUAAAUUAUUAAAAGGAUUCAUGAAUAAUUUCUUUUAUUUUUAUAUAGUGUAACAAUGCUUGAAAACUAGACUAUAAUGUAGAGAUGGUGGAUAGGUUUGCAGAUAUUUGGAUUUGGGUGUAAGAACUCAAAUGCUGCAGAUAUUUCAGAAAACUUUGUUGAUGGUCAUUCCAAUAGAUUUUAAAGUUAAAACUGAUCAUGGAUCACCUGUUUGUCAACAUGGAUUCCAGAUUCAAUCUGUUUUUUUAGUGUACGGUAAAUUGACAAAUGACACAUUGUUGGUCUCCAGUUCACCUAAGUCUGUUUAUUGAUCUAAUUUUGUGGACUUAAUUUUUUUCAGUUUUCAGUAUUUAGAGAAACUUGAAAACAACAUGUAGACCCUGAUAGCAAGGUAGUUCAGUUUGUAAUUAGCCAUAAGGCUACUUGUUUAAGUACCAAAAUAGAAAGAGAACUUUGGUUAAAAUCUUAUCACUGUAGAAGAAAAAGAGAGACACAAACACAUUGGACACUUCUGGAAGUUUCACAGAUCUGACUUUCAUUUUUACUUGAAAUUAGGUAAACAGGUUGGGUAAAAAUAUGACAGAGUGACUAAGAAAGAAUUACUCCUUACAAUAUCAAUACCAUAUCGACCAGAUAAGUGCAUGAUGAGAAUAAAGAAAUAUAUCAAUCUGGGGAUAAUUGGUUGAUUCAAUACUAAAUUCUCUGAUUGAACAUUGUAAGAACUGUAUGGUUGACAGUAAGGAGAAUUAGAAAUUUGGUCUGGAAGUUAAAGUGUUAAGUAUGUUUUGCAUGAAAGUGUUAAAAUGUAUAACCAAAUUUUGAAAUAAAUGUUACACGAGUGUGAUUUUGAUUAAAUUCUGGUUGUGCUUUUUUUGUCCUGAUUUGAUGUUUUACUUUCUUCAUGCAUUUGUAAUAGGUAAGGAGCUUACAAGAGAACUACACAAAAACACUUGUGGGUCAGGCUUUCCCCUAGCAACUGUCAUUGCUGUUUUUUUUACCAAAUCAGUAAAAAUUUUUGCAACAACUAAAUAGGCCUGAAAAUAGUCUGGUUCCAUUUGGAGAUUAACUAUGAUACUGGAAUCAAGCUCCCUGCUCAAAGAAACAUUGGCCUAUGGCGCAAUGUCGUGGACAAUUAUAUCAAUCACACGAUGGGAUUUUUUUCCGUCUCUGAAAUGAUAUUUGACUACAUUGUUGACCAUGGUAUGAUUUACCAUUGGAUGUGCUAAUAAAACAAACACACUCCAAACUUUUGUUUUACAGUGCACUAUAAGAUCAGCAAAAGGCCAAGUUAAAUAUUAAGGUAACAUCCUUUGUGUUUGGAUAUUAAUUACUAGAGUGUUUGGAAAGACUUACUUAACAUAAAGGAAAGUUUAGCCUUCAAUGCUGGUCAUCAUUUGCAGCUGUGUUUAUCUUUGCCAUCCUUAACCCUCCAACUCCCUUGAUCUGAUUGUUAAUUCUCCCCUCUAGCUGCUACACAUUUCCUUUUAAAUUAGUUUUUGAGAACUUGGUGCUGAAUCAAGAUAGCAGCUUCUACCUGACAAGUUUCAAUAUUCUCAUUACCGUAUUUACCCGUGUAUAAUGCGCGCCCGUGUAUAAUACGCACCCUAGUUUUUGACCUCUUUUUUCCGAAAAAAAAAGAUUUCAUGACAAAUACCAAGAAUUAAAACUUCCAUUUUUUCACUUAAUUAACAAGAGCUGGGAAUUCAUCAAUAAUAUGUUUACAACAAUUUCUAACUAGUUGCUACUACAAAUAUCGCACGCACCGAGCACCUAUUUACAAGCUUUUUUAUUCAGUAACAGUCAAACGUUUUAUAAAUGUUGUAACUUGAAGUCCUUAUUAAUAUACUUAAAUUCACAACUUGAAUUAUUAUCAUAACAGCCGUUCAUAAACAUUAUUUCUACUCACAGUACUGCUGGUAGCUUGAAUAUAAUUACUGCAUUGCAAUUGCGUGAUUUAAGUAAAAUGUUCAGUGUCUUUAAACAACGAAACCUUCAAAUUCCGACUCACAGUCCGAUUCGAAUAGGUUUCGAUGACUGAAUCCUCAAGUUCAUCAGUGAUCUCAGUUGAAUUGUAAACCAAUUCAUCUUGUGAUCCAUUCGAAUUGUUUGUGCACCCACAGUUCAGAGAGAGGCAGCGAUCAUUUCUGAUGGAAUGCCUUCCUACGCUUGUGAAAUAUACGAACAGAUCAGUUCCUCCGAAGCCUUUUUUUGUCGUCCAGUAAGUUCGUGAAUUCCAUCAGCCAUCCACUCCUUUCGGACUCCAUCUCUAAAUGGUUUGUUCAAAGAUACAUCGAGCGGCUGGAGAAGGGAAGUUCGCGUUUGAAGGAAGUGUUCACAGUAUCUGUCACGUGAGCUUCAAAUGAGUCGUAAAUAAGCAAGCUCUUUCUCCUCCCCAGGCCACCGAUCCGUGCACUUUUACUUUCUUUGUUGCGUUUUUAACGUAUGCAAAUUAGGACGUGCUUGACAAACAAAAGAAUCCGUGUAUAAUACGCACCGCGAUUUUGAUGCUUGUUUUUAUGGAAAAAAAAGUGCGCAUUAUACACGGGUAAAUACGGUACUUGUCUGCUGAAUAAUAUACGGAUAUUAAAGGGAGAAGUUUCAUGUGAAUCACUUCUGGGAGUCAAAAGAUUAACUUUUCACACUUUCCAGCACCUCACUCCCACAGCUCCCUGCAGCAUGCUGACAUCAAUUUUUUUUUUUAAUUGUUGUUACUUGUACAGUGUACCUUGCCAAACAGAAGGGCUGCCCAUAGUUUACCUAAAGACAGUAUGCAUACUCUCCUCACUGUAGUCUAUACAUUCCUGAUGGAACUGACAAAAAAUUAGAUUGAUAUUCUUGAGGGUUAAUAUUUUAGUCUAUAUUGCUAUAUUCUCCUCUUUCAUAGUGUUUUUCUAGUAUAGCAAACAAGUUUUUCAAGCUCUUACUCUAUGAAAUGGAAAAGCAAAAAAUUAUCAUUUGAUAAUGCUUAACUGUCUAGUAAUGCACAAAUCAUUUUGAAAACUUCAACUUCCAUGGACAUUUCACUGUCUUCUGUACCCUGAAGGUGGGGAACUUGAACCAGAAGUGUCAAGUCUUUUUAGUGGAACUCCAAAUACAAGAGUUGUAUUUUUACAUAUGGAGGUACUGAAGGUAUUAAAUAGUUCGCUUUCAUGAGAGAAUGGCUCAAUAAAAGGACUACAAGGUCUAGGUUUUAAAGCUUGGGCAAUGUGCAGAAAGUCAUGGUCCCUGAUUUUGCCCUCUACAAAGACAUUAGGUGGGGCAUUUUGAACACAACUUUUUCCCUGGUGAGUGGGAAUUUGGAAGGGGAGUACAAGUAGUACAAGCAUCCAUUGGCCACAUUGUGAAGAAAAAAUCUCAUUGUCUAUGCAAGUGAGGCUCGACCUACAUUUUUAACAGUUAUAGCAGGUUGUUAUGGAUAAAGAAAAGACUUCAAAGUAACCUGUAUCCUGAGUCCCUCAGAGAAACGGCUUGUCUUUGUGGUCACAUUCCAAAUUAAGAGAGUUUAUUAACCUUACAGCAGUUCUGAUUCUCUCGUUAGCCUUGUCAACUAAAGUCAGAGAGUAGGCAAGAUGGGCUUUGGAGAAAAUUUCGUGGUGCAGACCUACCAAGUUUGUAAUUUUUGGACAAUGUCGGUGACGGAGUCGCAAAAAGUGGCAGAAUACAGUCAAAACAAAGAAAACAUAAACUACUCUCAUGGGUUUCAUGUGCUACAAAAAGAUUUGAUUUCCUUCCCGCGGCUCUCGAAGUAAAGAAGUAGUUCUUGACUCUUACUCAGUAAAGCGUAAUCUUUUUGCUGCAUAAGAAAUCCUUUGUUGACCAAGCUUGUUCGGUCAAGAUGUUUAGAUAUUGGCCUAGUUCCCUUGUUUUUUUUUUUUCCUCAUUAAUACGCAAAAGAGUACUCGGCUAAUAUCCAGCCAUCUCGACUGAAACAAGCUUGGCCAAUAACGCAUAUAUCAGUUACAUCUAUGAACGAGAAAUGUCAAUGAAAUGCAUGGGGCAUCUUUUCUGUAGUUUCUUUGGUAAGAUUUCCGUAUACCCCCAUACUAUUCUACAUAAAAGCCGUAGUCACAGAGGUAAUCUACGAGCUAUUGUUACGCCACUGCCUUCUCUCAUCCAAUACUGUAAGCAUAAUGAAUUAUGGGGCUGUGCGGAAAUCUCGCCGGAUUUGACUUCAUCGAAGUUGAGAGUUGAUGGUGAUGUUUCUUUUUCCUUUGGGACACGUGAUUCCGAUCUCAUUAGGACGAGUUUCGCGGCCUCCGCGAUAAAGCAUGGAGUCUCCAUUUCCCGGAAAUACUGUGACGUAUGUUAUUGUUGUACGUCAUCUGUCGAAGCACGGGGAAUCCCCCGGUGAAGAGUAACAGAAGGGAAGUUCUGAUGUAAGGCAGAGGAUGAAAGAAAAUACUCUUGAGUCCCUCUUGAGUGGCAGAGUAGACAAAUAGUAUUCUCCAUAAGCGUUUAGCAGAGUUUCAAAAUGUCCCUUUCUGAACUGAAUUGUAUUUAGCCGGGUUAAUUGAAAAGGUAGUAAGUUUUUCUCAACCACAGUGGGUUUCAAUUGUAUUUGCCCUUGUGUGAAUGCCUUUGAUAAUUUUUUCGCUGUCACCAAUGAAUAUCUCUUUCAUCUUGGUAAAAUUUGGAAAGAAGAGUCAUUUCAAAUUCCUAGCUACGGGCUUUGAAGGUAUUUGAAUUUCUCUUACAGUCCAGUGAGCAUUCAAAAAGCCUGUGGUCUGCCAAACGAAUAAAGGGGGUAAGUUUCCAAAGAAACUGUAGUGCUGCGUCGGUGGGAGAGUAUAAUAAGGAAAUUUAGUUUUAUCAAUUGAGUUGAAAACGUUAAUUGGCUACCGUAAAAAGUUUAAACAGUCCAGUAGCAGAGACUGGAAAAUCAAGGUUUCGUUCAAUCCACGAGCUAGAAAAGGUUUGACAAUGGAUUUUAUCAGACCAAUACCUCCUGAGUAAGGCUCGUUACGCCGUAAAGUCGAAAAGUGGUAUACGAUCCGAGAGAAAGGAGGGGUUUUUGCUACGUCAUCCCUUCGUCGGUGUGAAAACGAGGUUGUAGAGUGUAUGACAUUUGUUUUCUCAUUUUUUCUUUUUUUUUACACCCUUAUCAACAUUGGCCGUCCAAAUACCUAGGUAGUUCAAAACACUUGCUUCAUUGGUUUAAUUUUACAGAAGUGACAUCACGUGACUUAUCAUGUGACAAGAAAAAUCCUAAAGAAACCCUUGAAAAUAUUAAAAAAUCUUUGUCUUUUUAUAAACAAGUAUUAAAUUUUAUUCUUUAUUCUUACAGCGAAUCCUUGAAGCACUAACAUCAAGUCAUUAGCAUUGCGCUGAAAAUUAUUCGUUGCUCAAGUAAAAGUCGUACCAAGCUUCCAAAGCACAUAGGCUUUGCACCAUGUGUAUACCAUCUCACCUCAUCGCGUCUCCUUAUAACGCUCCUCAACAAAAUGGGACACUGUUGCAGUUGUGACAAACCGCGUGUGACAGACACUAGUAUCGCAGCGGAAGUACUUGCUGAAGCGGACGAGUAUGGCACUGUAGCACCGAAAACAAAACCUGGCCCCGAUUGCUCGAAAGUUGGAUAACGCUGUCCACUGGAUAAAACUCUAUACGGUGGAUACACUUAUCCAUCGGAGAGCAAUUUAUCCGUUGGAUAGCGUUAUCCGACCUUUACUAGUACAACUGGGCCCUGGUCCGUUUCUUUUACUAGCGGCAGACAACACAAAUGUCAAUGAAGAAUCCCUCGAUGGAAAAAACAACUGAUGUGACAUCCAUGGUUGUAUUUCAGAGACGGUCGAAUAUAUAAACCAGAACCACCCCCGGUCUAACUGGCCAACCACAAUGACGGGAAACUAUCCCUACAGGCAGGGGGAAGGAUUUACGAGCUAAAAGAGUGCUCUGCAUUUGGUAGACGACCUCAAGUCACUUUUUAUACUGGUCAGGUUAAACAAGAGUGGUUUAAAGAAGAAAAUGAGCUGUUGGAGUCAGCACGUUGCGCUGAUGAAGUAUGAAAAGUCAUUCAAAUGCAUUCCUUAGGUCUAAUGGAAUCACUAUCUCGAGAAGUAAUCGCGAGUCAGUCAGUUCCUGGGUGGAGUGCAUUCAACGCAUUGCUUUAUCCAGAGUCACCAGAAAUUGGCGUGGUUGGUUACUAGUUGCCCCCUAACAGAUGGCUCUUCAACGGAGUUCAGUACGAUAUAUACCGUUCUCAAGGACGCCCAAGCCAUCAGUAAUACCAUGGGUCAGGAAGAUGCACUGAGUAAUAGCAUUUGAUCUUGCUAUGUGUGUGAAGGCCAAGCAAAUACAGUGGAGGCUUGCAAACAAGUUUUCCGUUGUUGUGAUUCGAAUGGGUACGUUUCAUAUCGCAUUGAACUUCUUGGUGUUUAUUGGCAAAAAGUACUUAAACUCGGGCCUUGAAGAUCUGCUGAUCGAGAACCGUACUCACAGUCCUCUGCCAGCCUGUAUAAAUCUUGAAUGAAGGCAUCCACCGACUCACCAAGUAACUGGUGUCGUUUGUUAAACGAGAUCUUUAUAUUAUCAAAUUGCGGCGAACAUCGAAAUAACUAUUGAAAACAGUGCGAACUUCUUCAUACGUAGCUUUUUUUUCGUCGAUUCAGAGUGGCUAGAAUGUCAUACUCUCAUUAUGACGUACUCGCAGGGAGUGGAAGUUGACUUGGCUGUUGCGGAUUAAUUUCGUUUUCUUGUGCUUCAGAAGGCAACCCUGAGGUUUUUUUUGUGUGUGAUACUGCUGCAGUGUCGAGCAUUUUAAGGGUUAAGGACCACUGCCACCAUGUAUGAUUUAAGACUAGUUGAACAAUAACACCUUUAUUGAAGAUGGCGACCCGUGUAAGCACACGAUUCCAGCGUGCAACGCACAAGGUUAACGUGAUUGACAACGGUAGAGAUUGGCAUAACCCUACAACCACCACCACAAGAUAACGGUUGGCACCUAGAAGGUAAAAUGUUGAAACUUGUCUUGAUGACCAGAGACCCAACACCAAGAAGUCUGCUUGAACUAACCACAUGCCAAUGUAGAAGAUCUAUGUGCCAUGCAAGUUGUUCCUGUUCUGGUAUUGGCCUUCCCUGUACAGAGUCCUGUUUGUGCACAGCAGAUGAAGAAGCCUGCCAGAACCCUCAUCGCACGCCGCUUCAUUUUGAUAGUGACUCUGAAGAUAGUGACAAGGACUAGCUAUAUAGCAAGGCACCUCUUUAACCACAUAAAUAGUUAAUUACUCUGGAAAACCCUAACGUACAAUUUUUAACAGUAUGAUGUACACAAUUUGAGAUGCACUGUUUCUUACAAAUUGGGUAAAAAAUCGAUCAACGUUCUAACGCAGUUGCUUUUUAGUAGUAGUUUUGCAAAAUUGAAACUGUUUGUUACUGUCGAUUGUAAACAUAGGGAACAUCUUGGUCAAGACUGCUUUAUAUUACUUCAUGUAAAUCGUUUACCGGAAAAAAAAUGAAUGUCAGCUCUUCAAGGAUUCACUGUAGUGAUAGUCUGAAACUUUAAAACUAUCAUCUUUAACUAGAAGCAGAGGAUAAACAAUUCAGAGCAUCAGCCUCGUGUUCAUGUUUUGUCAUUUAAUCGACAAAGCAUUAAUCUUCGAUCAUUAAAAAAAGAAAAAAAUAGCCAAAAAAAAGCCAAAUGAUAAAAGGUUUGUGAUAAGAAAGGCCGAGCAUCAAAUUUCAUACUUGUUUAUAAAAAGACAAGGAUUUUUUAUAUUUUCAAGGGUUUCUCUGAGAUUCUUUUUGUCACGUGAUAAGUCACGUGACGUUGCCAAAGGGUGAAAUUAAACUACGAAGGUAGUAUUUUGAACUAACUGAGUAUUUGGACCGCUUAUGCUGAUAAGGGUGUUAAAAAAAAUUAGCAAACAAACGUCAUGCACUCUACAAUCUCGUUUUCACGCCGGCGAAGGGAUGACGUAGCAAAAACCUCUUCUUUCUCUCGGAUCGUACACCCCUUUUCGAAUUUACGACGUAGUGAGCCUUACUCAGGAGGUAUUGGUCUGAAAAAAAUCCACUGUCAAACCUUCCUUAGCUCGUGGGUUGAACGAAACCCCGAUUUUCCGGUCUCUGCCACCUGACUAUUACAAACAAAGUAAGAGUUCAACUAGCGUAUCAAAUAAAUGACGUCACGCGGCCUCAAACCCGUCGUUGUCUUCUGUGUCAUUACCAUAUAAAUAGUUUCCGGGUGCUACCUGUACUUCGCUUAUCCGCAAUGUCCUCCAUAGUAACAGCCUUGUUCAAAGUCACCAUCGGUUUGCUAGUCAACAAAGGCAGAGAUAAGGCCGCAGAGAUACUGAAAGAUGGCGAUGUAACAGAUCAAAGAUUCCACUCCUUGAUCGUCCGUGAAAUAGACGACAUCAAGUCAAAGUUGGACGCGUUAUCGAGAAAAGAUUUAGAAGCGAGUAUCAGUUUCUUUGAGGAAGGAAUCGCGUUGUUGUAUGAAGUGUUUGACAUAGUAAAGUCUAGAAACGAGCGUGGUGCGGCAACAGCACAAGCAGCUUGUGAUGGAGCAUUUUCUCUCGUUGAAGGAAUCACAAGGUUAGAGCUUACUGGCCUGGACGAGUCUGCUACAAGAAAGCUUUCCACUGCAAAGAAAAGAUUCGAAGAUGCUCGAAGGGAAGCAACGAGGGCCUUUAAAAACGAAGGCCUCAAAACAUCUGACCGCAUUCUGGCCAUGAAGUAUCGAGUAAUGGCAACGAUAUUGGAAACAGUAGACAAUCCCGCUGAUGCAGUGGCACCAUGUAGAGUGUGCGUAAAGGAACUUAACAGUCUGUCAGCAGUACAGAAUAGCCUUGACGUUCAGCUCAAGACAGGCAUUCAGAAAGUGAGGGGUUUAUUUGGUAAAGAGGAAAGAAGGGAAAUAAUUUGGAAUGUUUGUCAUGUGAAUCGCGUGAUCUUUGAUAUUGCGCUCGCAUUGGGGAGACUUGACUUCUGCCCAAGUGUUGAUAUUGGAGAAAAUAGAGUUAUUCCAUUGUGUGACGUGAGGGUAAGAGACGUGUUACUCAAACAUGAUAAAGAGUAUUGUUGUCUUCCAUUACGGUCAUUUGGUCAGGAGGGUGAGGAGGAACACAAGCUGGAGGAACCGAUGGGUAUCGCUACAAACUCCAGCGGACAAUUUAUUGUAACAGACUUGCAUUACGUGAAGGUGUUUGACAACAGCGGCAAGUUUGUGAAACAAUCGAGUCUCUCCGAUGAAGUAAAUACAACAUAUGCUCAUGAAGUUGCCACAGACAUGAGCGACAACAUCUUCGUGCUAACCAGACUGGAGAAGCCUGGGAGAGAGGAAUCUUAUUGGGUUUAUAAACUUACUAAAACCGCUGACCUGUAUCACAAGUUUCGUCUGAGGGGAGGGGGCUGGUACAACGGACUGUCAGUCAGUGAUAAAGGGAAAGUGGUGACCUUGCGGGACUGUGAGUCAGUGGAGGAAUAUAACACUGAUGGAGAGUUUGUUCGCAGUUUUGGAAAAGGAAUAAUAAGGUUUGCGGAAGCUGUCAUAGUUACUAAUGAUGGCCGUGCUCUGGUAGCAGAUGCAGCUGACGACUGUGUUCACAUAUUCGGUGAAUCCGGCGACUAUCUUGACAAGUUCAAACUGCAACGAAUUGACUAUGAUUACAAAAGGAUUACAUUUCACCGAGCAGGUGAACAAGUCGUCGUUGCUGGUAUUCGAGUGGGUAAACUCCUGCAGGUUGAAAUAUACAGUAAAGAUGGUGAGUUUGUGUACUGUGAAGAGAUCGCAAUUGGUGGGAUCUGUUUUGUGAGAGGGAUAACGAUGACAACCAAGGGACGCGUUGCUUGUGUUAAGGACAAGGUAUUAAUUUUUUGA